Molecule: messenger RNA, 2787 nt
Organism: Alosa sapidissima (American shad)
Lineage: Eukaryota; Metazoa; Chordata; Actinopteri; Clupeiformes; Clupeidae
Gene: sept3
Product: septin 3
Exons: 10
Coding region: 126-1220 (364 amino acids)
Biological process (GO): cytoskeleton-dependent cytokinesis
Cellular component (GO): presynaptic cytoskeleton; neuron projection; septin complex
Molecular function (GO): GTP binding; GTPase activity; molecular adaptor activity
Source: RefSeq, a predicted model, not a curated record
ACUUAUGAGAUAAAGCAAGAGAGUGCACACUGGCAGCAGGCUGGUGUGUGGGGUCUCUUUGGUGAGCAAAGAGGACUCCUGGACCCUCUGAAGGGCGUGUGCCCACACAUGCGACAAACAAACACAUGAGACGCCAAAAAUACAUGACAGACGUUGUCCCCCCAGAGGUGAGGCCCAAGCCUGCGGUCCCAGCCAAGCCCCCACAUGUGGCCCCACCCCCGAUCCCAUCCCACCCUGCCCCAACACUCUCAGGGGCCAGUGUUCGGGGGUCAGGCGGAUCCACGCUCCUUGGGUACAUUGGGAUUGACACCAUCAUCGAACAGAUGAGGAAGAAGACCAUGAAGACUGGUUUUGACUUCAACAUCAUGGUUGUAGGACAGAGCGGCCUUGGCAAAUCCACGCUGGUGAACACGCUCUUCAAGUCCCAGGUCAGCAGGAAGAACAGCGACUGGGGCCGCGAGGAGAAGAUCCCCAAAACGGUGGAGAUCAAGUCCGUGUCACAUGUGAUUGAAGAAGGGGGCGUUAAGAUGAAGCUAACCAUCACUGACACGCCAGGCUUCGGGGACCAGAUCAAUAAUGACAACUGCUGGGAGCCCAUCUCGAAGUUCGUCAACGAGCAGUACGAGAAGUACCUGAAGGAGGAGGUGAACAUUGCCCGCAAGAAGCGUAUCCCGGACACGCGCGUCCACUGCUGCCUCUACUUCAUCGCCCCCACAGGCCACUCGCUGCGUCCACUGGACAUUGAGUUCAUGAAACACCUGAGUCGCUCGGUCAACCUCAUCCCCGUCAUCGCCAAGUCAGACACGCUCACUCCAGAGGAGAAGUCUGAGUUUAAACAGAGGGUGAGGAAGGAGCUGGAGGUGUGCGGGAUUGAGGUUUACCCUCAGAAGGAGUUUGACGACGACAUAGAGGACAAGAGCGACAACGACAAGAUCCGGGAGGUCAUGCCCUUUGCAGUGGUGGGCAGUGAUAAGGAGUACCAGGUCAACAGCAAACGGGUCCUGGGACGGAAGACAGCAUGGGGCAUUGUAGAAGUUGAAAAUCUGAACCACUGUGAGUUCUCCCUACUCCGAGAUUUCAUCAUCAGGUCUCACCUCCAGGAUCUGAAAGAGGUGACCCACAACAUUCACUACGAGACGUACCGCGCCAAACGCCUCAACGACAACGGUGGCCUCCAUCCCAUUUCUACGGCAGCGGACACGCAGGAAAGCAACCUCUGAACCGCACAAAGGCACGAAGGAGAGAGAGAGAGAUGGAGCAAAAGAGAGAGAAAGGGAGGAAGAAGACUGGAGAGAAUGACAUAGAGCGAACGAGAGAGGAAGAGAAAUAAAAACUAAGAGAGAGAGAAAACAUUAUUUGUUUUUCUUUUGCUAGCUUAAACUGUUUUCGUGUCGUGCCAUGUGAUCAUUGCAUGUUCGAAGGGAGCUCGUUGUUGUGCCCGAGUUUUUCCUGUCGAGAUGACGCUUUGGUUUUCUUUUCCUUGUGUAAGUGAGCAUGUGUUCUGGCCACACACUCACCACUGUCCUAUCUCAACUCUCUUACACAGCUCACAAUAGUAAACUCCCCUGUCCUCAAGCACCCAGGGAAGAAAAGAGAGGAGAAAGGACAAGGUGAUGUUUAAUCAGUAUUAUUUAAUUAGACGAACCCAGCACAAGGUGCUUUUAAUUAUUAAUUUCACACUUGUUAAAAUGAAUAGUAUUCUCAUGUUCUUUUUGCCUUGAAUGGAUAAGCCGUUUUUGUUUACCUUUUGGUCCUUAGUACACUUCUUAGUCUAGUGCCACCUAGUGGAUGGGGGGCUGUACUGCCACGGGAACAAGAGAAUCAACCACUAGGUCCUCUCUUGUUCCAUAAAGCCUCGUCCAGUACAAAGUUUACAACCCACCUAGUGCCAUGGCGCCCAAAUGGACCCUCCAGCACACAACGAUACAAAUCAUUCCGAAAUUAUCAACACUGCAGGUCAAAUCCAAAGCAUGCCAGAGCCCUCCUGCCUGCCAUGAAUCCCACUUAACGUUGCACUGAUAAAGACACUCUGUAAUACACACUCAGUAAUUUGUACACCACUUUUGGACACUUUAACUGGGAUAAACUACCCAGUCAUGAAACUACAUGAUCUCAAGUCUGACUUCAGAACUCGUUUCUAGUGUCAGAAGUUACGUUUUUUCUUUCUUUCCUUUUUUUUGGGAGGGGGGGUCAUGUUACUUCAAUUUUGAUGUAAUCAUAUCAAUAUGAUUUUGUGUGCGUGUUUGAAUGUGUGCGUUUGUGUAUGAAUGUGUGUUGGUUGUGGUCUUUCGCUUCCCUGUGUACACUGUUAAUAGUGUCUGUUGUUGAGUGCUUUUUUUUACAUUGUUGCAACCACAAUUAGAUAAUCACAGAAGAACUGAAAAUUAUGCCAUAAAAACAGACUCAAUCAGUAUAGUCCAUGCUCUUGUGUGUAUGUAGGUACUGCUUUCUUCUAAACUCAGCCUAUUAUGAUAUUAAUAUAUUUCAUUAUCAACGUUCAUCAGCCAAAAGCACACUGACUUAUCAAGAGAUCCUCUGGAACCGUUCUGAGGUUCUAGAACCAUUGUCCAGUUUUAUGAGUUACUGCUGUAAGCCCAACUAAUACACUGAUCAUAUCUCUCAGACUGUUUUGGUCUCUCGCAGUAAGUCUCUCUCCUUUGAUUUAAUAUCACUUUUCAUUAAUGCUGUUGUUUCCAUUAAAGUGCUUUUGCAGUGUUAAUUAUUUAUUUGAUAUUAUGUACUAUUUAUUGUAACUUAUUUUUAAACUGAAUAAACACAAACACAUUA